CUUGGACUUGAACAAGUCCAGCAACAAUGCCGUGCACGACUAUCACUGAGCUGCCCCUAUUCGCGACGCCCGAGGAGCACCAGGCUCUGACUGGGAGCACGCCUGCCUCCUUCUCUGAGAUUCGGCCUGUCUUGAGACAUAAGGAAGAGAAUGUGUCUAUAACUCUCGAUCCCCCACUGGAAGGCUUCUCGACGGAGGACGGUGCGAGGGGAACGUUGUUUGUCAUCGAGAAUGCCUUGUUCUUCAUGUCAGCGUCCGGACGCGGUCUUCAGAUCGACUACCCAACCAUCACCUUGCACGCCAUUUCCAGGGCAGAGUCCGGUCCUUGCGUAUACUGCCAGCUCGACGACUCAGUUGGAGCUCCUGCAGCAAAUGGUGCACCCCAAGAGAGUGAUGAAUACACCGCUCUGCGCGAGCUCAGCAUCGUGCCACAGUCAGCCGCAUCUCUCGAGCCCAUCUUUGAAGCACUCUCACUCUGCGCAUCCUUACACCCCGACCCCAACGACGACGAGGACGACGCGUUUGAUGACGCGCUGAUUGACGGCCAAGAGGGCCAAUUCGAGACCUUCACCGGCGGGGAGGACGAGGAACUCAGUGAAGUCGGGCGGGCUGCGCUCGCUCACUUGGAGUCCAUCAUCGUGUAUCCGGAGGGUCACAAACCUGCUGUGAACGGAACUGAUACCGGAGGGUCAGAGAAGAGCCCUGGAGCGGAUGAUUAGAGCUGAGUCUGGAGUUGAUUUUGAGAUGUUGUCUGCCUUCGCUUGCUGCAGUGUACUUCGUCGAUGCUGGUUUUCGUAUCAUCCGGGUCAAACUCUGCAUGUUGACCCCUUGGAGCUUUGCGCAAAGGUACCCUGUGAAACUGUCUCUUAUACCAGCGUUAUCUAUGGGCGAAGAUACAGGAAG
Schizophyllum commune H4-8 is the source of this 903-nucleotide messenger RNA. RefSeq lists its product as uncharacterized. Lineage: Eukaryota; Fungi; Basidiomycota; Agaricomycetes; Agaricales; Schizophyllaceae. Bases 27 to 719 code for a protein of 230 amino acids. Gene Ontology annotation, biological process: mRNA cis splicing, via spliceosome. The record is from RefSeq and is a predicted model, not a curated record. Gene Ontology annotation, cellular component: spliceosomal complex; cytosol. The transcript is spliced from 4 exons.